GUCGUGAGUACCAGUUGAAAGAACUUACUCGUUGACAAAAUGCGUUUUUUCGUCGCCCUGUUGUGUGCCGUCUUGGUGGCAUCGGCCUCUGGCCAAGGCUCUGUGAGGGGAAGAAAAGCCCGUUCCGCUCAAAUCAAGCUGGCGGUGCAGCCGCUGGAGCCGCUGGUGCCGCUGGAGUUUGGGCCCCAGUUGGCCGUGGAGCCACAGUUGGCAGUUGAGCCUGCUCUGUACAUCAAAAAUCCCCGCAUUGUUCCAGCAGUUCUGCCCGUAGCGGACCCCAACGAAUUCCUGCCCCAGGCAUCGGCUGGCAAGCGUCGCGUCCUGCCCUUCGGAGACUAUUCUGGCUACUGGCCCGACUACGGUGCACCUGCUGACAACUGGUACGGCUGGAACUCAGCUCCUCGCUACUGGAACUCAGGUCCUCGCAGCUGGAUGGGCUACUCUCGCUCGUCUUCCUAUUGGCCCAGGCGCAGGCUGGUCAAGCCCGCGGCUAACAGCAUCCCUGAAGAUGAAGACAAUGCCGAUGUGGACGUCGAUGAUUCCAUCGUUUCCGAUGUAGAGCCCGUUCCCGUUCCCGAAGUUGCUGUCAAUCCAGAGGAGCCCGCCAUUCCUGAUGUCGCUGUUCUUCCUGAGGAGCUGGCCGAUCCCGUAGUGUCUGCCCAGGUGAUCAGCUAAAUUUAUUUUUGAAAUAAAUAUUAUAUAAAGCAAAGGUAA
Molecule: messenger RNA, 714 nt
Organism: Drosophila miranda
Lineage: Eukaryota; Metazoa; Arthropoda; Insecta; Diptera; Drosophilidae
Exons: 1
Coding region: 40-675 (211 amino acids)
Source: RefSeq, a predicted model, not a curated record